AUGUGUAUGUUAAGGAAUAGACCUAUUGUCAGAGCAUCCGUUAAAGAGCUGACGUUGUGCCCUGUGCCAGGAGGGAAGAGGACGACCGGGUCAUUAGCAAGUGGGACUGAGUUAGCAACAUCAUCGAACAACAAAACAACAUCAAAAUGGUUUGCUGUGGUUCUAGUUAGUGUCUUUGGACUGCCUUUGAGUCUCUCCCUAGACACACAAGUGGGUCUGACUGACAAAGUCCUGGUCUUCCCUUAUGAGACGGACUUCAGCUUUGUGGCCCUGAUCCCGCAGAAGGAGAUGGGACUGAGAGCCUUCACACUCUGCAUGCGCGUGGCCACUGAGCUGCCGGAAGAACGGCAGAUCAUCCUGUUCGCCUACCGCACAGCUGACUAUGACGAACUGAACGUGUGGCGUGAGAAGGACGGGCGCAUCGCCUUUUACAUGAGUGGGGACGGUGUCUCCUUUCACCUGCCGUCCCUCACCACCUUCCGCACCAGCCUCUGCCUCACCUGGGAGUCUCGCACCGGCCUCGCCGCCUUUUGGGUGGAAGGGAAGCGCAGCACCUACCAGGUCUACAAAGCUGGGCACAGCACCCGCCCGAAAGGCACCGUCCUCCUGGGGCAGGACCCAGACAAGCACCUGGGGGGUUUAGAGGCCGCACAGAGCUUUGUAGGGGAGGUGACCGAUCUGAAUAUGUGGGACUUUGUGCUGUCUAGGAGUAUGAUCCAGGCCUGGCAUUAUGGACACAAGGUCCCCAAGGGAAACAUCUUUGACUGGGCCACUAUCGAGUAUGAGCUGAAUGGGAACGUGCUGGUAGUGGAUGAUGACUGA
This is a messenger RNA of Xiphias gladius (swordfish), 822 nucleotides long. RefSeq names its product C-reactive protein 1 (gene crp1). NCBI's taxonomy places the organism in Eukaryota, Metazoa, Chordata, Actinopteri, Istiophoriformes, Xiphiidae. The record is from RefSeq and is a predicted model, not a curated record.